AUGCCAGGAAGCGCAAAAAUUAGGAAUUCAUCGGAAGCUGCAGAUAAUUUCAAAAAUGACUCUGAUAAGGAAGAUGAGUAUAGACAGAGGAUUUUGGGUCACUCCAGGAUUAACUUUUUUUUGUGGGCUAAUGUUAAUGAGGUGAUUGUUGGAAGUGGAUGUCCUAAUCUGCUAAGGAAAGCUAUUAAUUCAGCUAAAAGAUUGAGAGCCUAUGUCAGACUCGAUGAAGGGGAUUUUGCUCAUAAAGAUUGUAUACAGGAAUGGUGUAACAAGAAAGGGAAUACAACUUGUGAAAUAUGUCUUCAUUUUGAUGCUACAAAAUUAAGAAAGCUAAGACCAAGUUUCAAGCAGAACGAGGGCUCUGUUACUGCUGGAAAUGCUUCAAUCAUAAGUUGCAUUAGUCCUAGUGAGUGGAGAGAAGGCACUUUAACUUGGAUUGCAACUCAAAGAAGAUUAUCUUCGCAGGCACCUAAAUUCUUUACAACUGCUCCAGCCCUUGUGAUACCAAAAGCUAUUUCAAAUGCUGGUUUAGAUGCUUCUCAGAUUGAUUACUAUGAAAUAAAUGAAGAGUUUUCUGUUGUAGCUCUAGCCAAUCAAAAGCUGCUUGGUCUUAAUCCUCUUUGCUCACGGGAAGGUGCUGAUGUGGUCAUGCUUUCUGGAGAAACUGCCCACGGAAAGUAA
Messenger RNA from Humulus lupulus (European hop), 681 nucleotides. RefSeq names its product acetyl-CoA acetyltransferase-like. Bases 1 to 681 code for a protein of 226 amino acids. The record is from RefSeq and is a predicted model, not a curated record. The transcript has 8 exons. NCBI's taxonomy places the organism in Eukaryota, Viridiplantae, Streptophyta, Magnoliopsida, Rosales, Cannabaceae. Gene Ontology annotation, molecular function: zinc ion binding; acetyl-CoA C-acetyltransferase activity. Gene Ontology annotation, biological process: fatty acid beta-oxidation.